Molecule: messenger RNA, 852 nt
Organism: Cladophialophora yegresii CBS 114405
Lineage: Eukaryota; Fungi; Ascomycota; Eurotiomycetes; Chaetothyriales; Herpotrichiellaceae
Exons: 2
Coding region: 1-852 (283 amino acids)
Source: RefSeq, a predicted model, not a curated record
AUGAAGUCCUUUGCAGCGGCCGUGCCCCUGGCAGCAGCCUUCUUUACCACAUCCGCCCUCGCCUGGCUCCCCUCCUGCACGUGGUCUGACUGCAUGGGAAGCUGGGAUGGCUCCUCCUGCUCGUCGUCAACGGGCUGGGACUGCCUCUGCUCCAACCAGACAGCCAUUUCCCAGUUGAACACCUGCGUCGCCACAUCUUGCACAAACACCACCGAUCAAGAGGCCAUCUACGGUGCUGUUGCACAGCUUUGCGCCAAUGCCGGCAGCCCAGUCACCCACUCGCAAGAAGCCACCUUUAGCGCUACCUCCGGUGGCUCGGCCUGGCCUUCUCAGAUCACCGCCGGCCCAGGCUUUGGCCCUGGUGGCGGCUGGAACUCCGAUCAAUGGUCCAGCUGGAUCUCCGCCUGCUCUACCGGUCUGCCCUCCGCCCCUAGCGGCUGGGGUGGUCAAGGCCCCUGGGGCGGCCCGGGCGCCUGGGGCGGUAAUGGCGGCGGUCCUGGCGGCUUCCGUGGCGGCCCUGGUGGUGGAUGGGGUCCUUGGGGCACCAAAGCCAGCGGCAUCGACUGCGACUCAUGGACCACCUGGACCGCUGGCUGGGGUCCUUUCUCCUCGUGGACCGGCACCUGGUCUGGCUGCAGCACAACCACCAACUCUCCCGUGCCUGCCACCAUCACCACGACCGUCACAACCGGUGGCCAGACUCAAGUCAUCACCGGCACGACCUUUGGUAUCCAGGCCGUCGCUGCUGCCACGACCGGCGCCGACUCCGACAGCGCGGCUCCUUCUCUGCGCGGUCUUAGCGCUUGCGGCGCGCUCGUGGCAGCCAUUCUCGCCACCAUCAUUGCCUUGUAA